AUGGCUCUUUUUUCAGCUCUUGGUGCCGUGAUUCUUCUUGGUUUGACAAGUGUGUCAUCCGCUCAAGACAUUGAUCUCGCCGACCUAUUCGCGUCUGGCGGGUCCCCAACCGGUAUGCUCUUCGAAUUGCUUGGCGAUGGGGACAACUACCGACUACGCGAUGUUCUGCAGCAAAUCCCUGGAGCGAUGUUGACGCAGUCGGACGAGCUCAAGCAGAGCAGCGCUAGUGUUGCUGAGACUGCGGGCUUCGACUGUAAUCUCACCGGCGUUGACCCCGCAUGCUUCCUGGAGGAGUUUGCUGGUCGGCUUGGAGCUCCUUGGAAGACGAGUGAAAUCGACGCCCAGAAAGCUGCGGAUCUGGUGUCGCGCUUUCUUCAGCCUCAUGGCCUCACGAUGUCUGGAGCCGUAGCAGUAUGCAUUAUUGCACCUGCCGCAAUGCCCUUUUUGGUUGACACUGAGACUUCGGAGCUGUCCACGGCCAGCGUCAUCAAUGAGACAAAGGCGGCGUGCAGGAAAUCAGUUUGA
Messenger RNA from Neospora caninum, 525 nucleotides. RefSeq lists its product as hypothetical. Bases 1 to 525 code for a protein of 174 amino acids. The transcript is spliced from 2 exons. The record is from RefSeq and is a predicted model, not a curated record. Lineage: Eukaryota; Apicomplexa; Conoidasida; Eucoccidiorida; Sarcocystidae.